UUUAGAUCAUAGAUUAGAAUACCACAACCAAGUUUGAGUUGUGAAUAUCCUUGAGAGAUAUGUGAGUUGUUUUUGAGAGUUUUUAGUUAGAGCUUGUAUGUCUCUUCUUUCUAUUCUUGAAAGUAAUAGAAGUGUUUUUCUCUCAAAUUAGCACGAUCCUGUUAUUCCCAACAAGUGGUAUCAGAGCCUGGUUGAGCUUUUGAUAUUUUUCCCAGAUUUUUUUCAGAUAAAAUUCUACUGUCUGAAAAAUUGAGUUUUUCAGUAUUGUUCGGAAUUGCAAUCUGAAUAUACCGUUGGAUUCGUCUCGUCGAGACGAGAAAACUGGUAUUUUUGGGGAUUUUUUUGGCCACCAGAAGCUGCCGUACGCGCCGCCAAACGCCGGCCAAAAACUGCCUGCGUCAUGCUGACGUCAUCACGCGCAGACAGAGGUUGAAGACAGCUGGCGUCAUCGCUGACGUCAUCAGCCAGCCAGAGCUGCGUCAGCGCCACAUGUGCAGUCCCAGCACAGUCAGCCGCCACGUCACCAGUCAACUGCCAACUUUCACCAGCGCCCCGUCAGCUGCCACGUCAUCGCCCAGUCACCGCCACGUCACCGCCACGUCACCGGUCAGUUUGUAAUUUUGAAAAUUUGCAGUUUGGUCCCUCAAUUUUUGGAAAAUUAUAAUUUCCACCUAUAAUUUUUCGAAAAUUGUAUUUUGACCCCGAAAGUGCCUACCCACCACUUUCGGCCGUUCCGGACGCAACGGUGCUGCCCGUUUUUCGAAAUUCGGCUCCGAUUUUUCUGAAAUAGAAAAUCAAAAUUAUUUAGAAGGUGAAAAUGACCUUUGACGAGUCAACUUCAUCUUCUGGAGCUAUGAUUAUGCUCACGGCUACCAACUACACGCUAUGGAAACCUCGGAUGGAAGAUUUCCUUAGUUGUAAAGACCUUUUUGAUCCAAUAGAGAUGAAAGGUAUUAAUUCUGAUCCGGCCAAGUCAACGGAAUGGAAGAAAAUUAAUAGAAAAACUAUUGGUCAAAUCCGACAAUGGAUUGACCAUAGUGUCUUCCACCAUGUUGCACAAGAAACCGAUGCUUAUGCCCUUUGGAAAAAGUUAGAAGAUAUGUACCAGGCCAAGACCGCUAGGAACAAGGCCCUACUGAUGAGGCGUCUUGUCAAUAUGAAGCUCAAAAGUGGAACUUCUGUUGCCGAACAUACUAGUCAAUUUCAGAGUCUGGUAAAUCAACUAUCUUGUGUAGAAAUGCCACUUGGAGAUGAAAUGCAAUCUCUACUCACUACAACAAAAACCAGCUAUAGAGGCAACUCUUUGAGGCAAAUUGUCUCUAAAAGAUCCUUUUAGCAUCAUAUAAAUUGGGGUUGCCUCUAAAUUUAUAAGCUCUAAAUACAUUUGAGGCAACCGUAGAUUAAUUGUCUCAAAAAGGUACUAUUUGAAUCAAUCUUUUUAGGGUUGCCUCUAAAAGCCCGUUACAAAAGUAUGGCCGCCUCUAAAACAUUUGAUUCUAAAAGUGUGUCAUUCAUAGAGGCCACAUUUUGGGGCAUGUACUUUUUUUCCCUUUGCAAGAUGCGAUUAGUGACAAUUAAUUAAAUCAUUAUUGCCUAUCAAGUAUUCGGAUUUCAAAAUUUGAGUGUCUUUAAUCCACUUAGAGCCUGUUUGGUGACAUCUGUUUUCAGUUUAUCAAACGUAUCAGCCAACUUUUUUACCAAACACGUAACUUUUGAUUUCGC
This is a messenger RNA of Cuscuta epithymum, 1722 nucleotides long. The record is from the annotation of a GenBank genome assembly. Lineage: Eukaryota; Viridiplantae; Streptophyta; Magnoliopsida; Solanales; Convolvulaceae.